Messenger RNA from Pocillopora meandrina, 6193 nucleotides. Lineage: Eukaryota; Metazoa; Cnidaria; Anthozoa; Scleractinia; Pocilloporidae. The record is from the annotation of a GenBank genome assembly.
AUGGCGGCCCACACUUUGGCAAGGUUGUCGCUUCUUUUCGCUGCUUUUUAUUGCACUUUACACUGCUCUGAGCCACGAUCUUUUGUCAUCGAUUUCGAUAACAAUUGUUUUCUAAAAGAUGGAGAGCCAUUUCGUUACAUAUCCGGAAGCCUUCAUUACUUUCGUGUUCCGAGUUUCUACUGGAAAGAUCGACUCAUGAAGAUGAAGGCAGGCGGUCUGAACGCUGUUCAGACUUACGUUGCUUGGAACAUUCACGAACCAGUUCAUGGGCAGUACAACUUUGAUGGAGACGCAGAUAUUGUGAGUUUUAUUGAGCUUGCAAACAGCCUUGGACUCCUUGUAAUCGUAAGAGCUGGUCCAUACAUCUGUGCCGAAUGGGAGUUUGGAGGGUUUCCACCUUGGUUGUUGAAGUCGAACAUAUCAAUGAGUUUACGAUCUACGGAGAAUCCUCAGUACAUAAGCUAUGUCCAGUCCUGGAUGGGCGUUCUUUUGCCGAAGCUAAAACCUCUCUUGUAUGCAAAUGGCGGACCUAUCAUUUCGGUUCAAGUUGAAAAUGAGUAUGGUUCUUUCGUCGCUUGUGAUCACGAUUACAUGCAAUUUCUGCAGCAGCUUUUCCGCGAAUACCUUGGUAGUGAUGUAAUUCUUUUCACAGUCGAUGGUGAUUCGGAGGCUGACCUUCAGUGCGGUACUCUGCCAACACUGUACGCCACGGUAGAUUUUGGAGACAGCACAGACCCGGAAAAAGCAUUCGCAGUUAUGCGCAAAUUCUCCCCCAAAGGACCAUUGAUCAACACUGAGUUUUACCCAGGUUGGCUUGACCGCUGGAGUAUUCCUCACCAAACAAGAGAUGCAACAGAUGUGGCGAAAACUCUUGACAAGAUCCUGUCUAUGAACGCUUCAGUUAACUUUUACAUGUACGAGGGGGGCACAAACUUUGGUUUUAUGAAUGGAGCCGAGCCCAAAGACUUUUUACCAAGUAUAACUAGCUAUGAUUAUGAUGCUCCUUUGACAGAGGCCGGUGACACAUCAACAAAGUUCAGUAUCCUAUUGCAGACAAUUGCCAAGUAUGAGAUGAUUCCAGUUGGCCCAAUCCCUGCUAACACAACAAAGUUUGCUUAUGGAAAAGUCCAGAUGACUCUUCAGUCAACUUUACUUGAAGUUUUAUCAAAGCUUGCCCCCUCUGGCCCUGUGUAUUCAUCAAUUCCUUUAUCCAUGGAACAGAUUGGACAAAAUUAUGGAUUUAUUCUGUACAGAACACAAAUUCCAGAAUCAUUUUAUGAGUCUGGUACUGCUGUCCUGGAAAUCAGUGGCCAACUGCAUGACAGGGCAAUAAUUUACAUUGGAAGGGUCCGUCAAGCCACAUUAUUCCGUGAUCAAGAUGAACUCUCAGCCUCUGUUAAAAUUGGAAACUUUCUGCAGCUAGACAUUCUUGUAGAGAACAUGGGUCGCAGUAAUACUGGAAUUGCUGAUCCUAAGGGAAUCAUUGGUAAUGUUACUUUGAAUGGAACGGUACUCAUACAUUGGCAGAUGUAUGCUAUAAAUUUGGACAAUCUGUUUUCAGAUUCUUAUGAGCUCUGUAUCAAAUCUGAUGACAACAAGAAGCAAAGAGAUAUGUUUAAUUCAGAUUAUGAAUAUGCUCCAUCCUUUUACUACGGUGAAUUUCCUGUAAACUCUUCAUCUGACACAUAUCUUCAACUGCCAGGCUGGAACAAAGGCCAAGCCUUCGUCAAUGGCUUCAACCUGGGUCGAUACUGGCCUGUAGUGGGUCCGCAGAACACAUUAUAUGUGCCUGCAAGUGUGCUUACAGCCAACCAGAAUGCAAGUGUGCUGAUAUUUGAACUAGAUCUUGCUCCAUGUGAAUAUCCAGAGAACUGUUAUGUUGAAUUUGUGGCAACCCCUUCCAUUAAUGGAGAAGUCCACCCAUUAGAUCAAAAAUUAGUGGGAGUUUGAUAUGCAUUCUUGCUGGAAAAUUACACAGACUGACCACUGAACACCUACUUUAAUAACUUAGAUGUAGAGUCAAUGCUUGUGAACAAUUAUAGGUGGAUAUCAGUAUCUUCAGAAAUCUCAAACCGUGAUUUAACCACAAUUUAUAAGAUAACAAGUUGAUGUCACCCUACCCUAGACUUCAAAACAGCCAGUUUUAUUUCUUUGAAGGUGACUGCUAACAAGGUCAGAAGUUCUCAGAACACAAAGGCAUCAACCUUUUCCAGUCUUACUCCUUGUUUCAUGUUUAUCUUAAUAGACAUUCAAAUCAAAGUGAGCAAGGGUAUAACUAUUGGAGGGUCCUGGGGGUGCUCUUCAGCCCUCACUCUCAGUGGAAAAAAUUUUUUUUCAAGUCAGUAAUAAUUACAAAUGUUUCUUAAUGAUCAGGGCUUGCAAUAGUGUUCCAAUCCAAAGGCUCUACAAAUCAUAAAUCUUUUCCAGUGCUGGAUGUGCAAUUUCCUAGUACAUCUUACCACAUAAAUACAUUUCCCUCGAUAAGGAAUUGGUAGGGCAGGCAGAUGUCAGUGAUACAUAAUGAUGAUUACUGGAAUCAUAAAGAUUUAUGUUUGUCUUUUUGUAGUAGCUGCAAUUAUCUUUAAUGUGUGGGCUGCAAUAAAAACUGUAAGUUGCAUAGGGCCAUAAAUCAAUUAAAAAAAAAAGAUCAAGUGUCUCCUUAACAGUCUGAACCAAGACAGUUAGUUGAGAAAUGCUUUUACUUUAUGUGUCCUCUGCAUUAGAUAAUAUACAUUUGAAGUGAACCAUGCUGGCACUAGGGCCAAACCAAUCAUCCUCGUGUACUUUAAUUUCAAUUAAAUAAGUGUUUUUAGCCCCAAUAGUAGGCAAAGGUUGUGCUUGGAUUGUAGGGAGAGGUACAGUUUUGAUAAUUUUCCUGUAAUUUAGUAGAAUUAAUUUGGUAAUUAGUAUGCACUGUUAAUUUGCUUUAUAGAGAUAUUAGAUAUCAAAUAACAUAUUAACAUAUCAUAAAUCAAAUGAAAAUAUAGUUUCUGUUAUUUAAAUUGUAAUAAUAUUUUGCAGCAUGGCUGUUAGUGGAAGAGAGGACUUCACUGUUAGUGGUCAAUGCUUGAGAUUGUUAGAAAGUGGGGAAUGAAUUUUGCUUAUUGUUAUCACUGCAGUUAGUUGUAGUUUCUUGGCAUGCAUAUUUUAUUCCUUUCCAGAGCUCUGCUUUUUCUCACUAAACCUAAAUGUGGACAUUUAACCCUUUACACCAAAACAUCAGUAUGCAUUCUCUCUGUACUGUUCUCUAUACAUUUCCAAAGGUGCUUGUAAGGAGAAUUUGUUUGAAAAUCAAGAGCUUCUUUGGUAGGUGUCAAUAAGUUUUUUCCUUGUGACCUUACUGAGUGAUUCAGGGGUGGAAUGGUAAAGAAAAGUAAGAUGCUAGUCAUCCUAAGGGGUUAAAGAGUAAAAUAUUUGUUUGGGUGGCAAUUCCAUUUAAAGAUCAAGUGUUCAACAAUUAAGAAAAAUAUGAACAAAAAAUUAGAAAGCUGACACAAACCAACCAAACAAAACUGGGUAAACUGGAAAGAAACGAUAGACCAAUGAUGAGUUGGUGGGGGAGGGGGGUGAAAAAAUCAUGUGAGCAGAGAUAUUUACCAAAUUUCGGGUCAACUGGUGCAUUUUGUGGAAAAGAAGUGAAGACCCCAUUACAAAAUGUACAGCAACAGAACCUUGUCCAAACCGUCCCCUCCUCAAUCCUGCGUGGAAAGACUAAGAGACUAGACUAAGGAACUGAUCACUUUUUAUCCCUUGGGGGACAGGGGCUAGGGGAUUUCGGGUGUGUCACCAUACAUUCUGAUCCUCCAUAUGGCUCUAAAAUUCCCAUGAUGCUCCAAUGAUUGGCAGUUCAUUGGCAGACAAUUUCCCAUGGUUCCCCCUUUAUAUUCUAUUCUGAUCCUGCCUCUGUUCCCCCUAUAAUCGAUGUGAUCCUACUCCCAAACUACUCCACCCCCUCCCCCUUCCCCCCAACAGGCUAUAAAUAAUGUCCCUGAUGCAGUGAUUAAUGAUUUCAGUCACGUGAACGCGAGUGGCAGCCACAAAAAUUUACCUCACUACCUUGUCGGCAUAUUCUGAUCCAAUAAAUGACCCUCUGCUAAGUUGCACGUCUUAAAACGCGUGUUGAACAUUUUCAAAAACAAGAAACUGAAUUGAAGUGAAUCGGUGCUUCUAAAACAGUGUCAGAACAAUUGCCAUUGAAUAGCGUGUGACUGAAAUUUGAUACUAUCAUAUGAAGGGAUUUAAAACCAUUACCUACUCGAACAUGGCGUUCAUCUGGGCAAUCCUCCUGCCCUUGUUUGCUGUCCUAGGACAGUCUGAAUCUCGUUCAUUCGUUAUUGACUACGAAAACGAUUGUUUUCUAAAAGACGGCGAGCCAUUUCGUUAUAUAUCCGGAAGCUUUCAUUACUUUCGUGUUCCGAGUUUCUACUGGAGAGAUCGACUCAUGAAGAUGAAGGCAGGCGGUUUGAACGCUGUUCAGACUUGCGUUGCUUGGAAUAUUCACGAACCGGUUUAUGGACAGUACAACUUUGAAGGAGACGCGGACAUCGUGAGUUUUAUUGAGCUUGCAAACAGUCUUGGACUUCUUGUCAUCGUAAGAGCUGGUCCUUACAUUUGCGCCGAGUGGGAGUUUGGGGGUUUUCCAGCUUGGCUGUUAAAAAAUACAUCAAUAUCACUGAGGUCAAUGGAAAGCAAAGAGUUCAUCAUGGCCGUAGAGAAUUGGAUGGGAGUUCUUUUACCGCGACUAAAACCGCUUUUGUAUGACAACGGAGGCCCAAUUAUUUCAGUCCAAGUGGAGAACGAAUACGGAAGUUUCCCAGCUUGCGAUCACGCUUACAUGGAACUUCUGGCACAGUUAUUUAGGUAUUAUCUAGGGAACAAUGUGAUUUUAUUUACAGUUGACGGUGACGCGGAAUCGUACUUGCAAUGUGGCACGGUAUCGUCUCUAUAUGCAACUGUUGACUUUGGACCUAAAACUAACCCUGAAAGUGCCUUUGCUGUCAUGCGCAAAUUUUCUCCUAGGGGACCCCUAGUCAACACCGAGUUCUAUGCUGGUUGGUUAGAUAAUUGGGGAAAACCUCACCAGAUGAGGUCAGCCACAUCUAUCGCCAACACACUGGACAAAAUCUUGUCUAUGAAUGCAUCUGUAAACUUUUACAUGUAUGAGGGAGGUACCAAUUUUGGUUUUAUGAAUGGUGCGCAAUACAGUGGUUCAGUUCUUCAUCCCAAUCCCACCAGUUACGACUAUGAUGCACCCUUAACAGAGGCAGGUGACACCACCACAAAAUUCAUGAUUCUGCGUGAAACAAUUUCAAAGCACGAAGCCAUUCCUGUAAUUCCUAUCCCAGCUAAUACAACCAAGUUUGCAUACGGCAAAGUUCAGAUGACACAAAUCUCAACAUUUCUUGAUCUUGUGCCCAAGCUUGCUGCUCCAUAUGGCCCAGUGAAUGCAACAUUUCCUUUAACCAUGGAACAGAUUGAACAGAACUAUGGGUUUGUUCUGUACAGAACUGAGAUUCCAAAGGGAUUUGCUCAAUCAACUGUUACCCUAUCUUUUACCAGUGUAGCCCGUGACAGAGCCAUUAUCUAUGUUGGAAGGGUUCGUCAAGGUACUUUGUACCGCAAUCCAAAUCAGACAGAGAUCACUCUACAUAUUGGAGAAUUCUUGCAGCUUGACAUUCUUGUGGAGAAUGUUGGGAGAAUCAACUAUGGACCCUCCAUUUGUGAUCCAAAAGGAAUUGUUGGAAAUGUUACAAUCAAUGGAAAUAUCUUAACAAAUUGGCAAAUCUAUCCAAUAAAUUUGGCCAAUGUUGUUUCAAACUUGACUUCUCUCCUUCGAAAUGAAUCCAACAACAAUGUUCUUGACCCUUUUGCUGCUGAUGACUUUGCACCAUCUUUUUUUCAUGGAGAGAUUCCACCAAACCCAAAAGGAAAUGCAUCUGACACAUUUCUUCAGCUUCCAGGGUGGAGCAAAGGACAAGCAUUUGUCAAUGGAUUUAACCUGGGUCGCUACUGGCCUGUAGUUGGUCCUCAGGAGACUUUAUUUGUUCCAGCCAGUGUGCUCUCACCAAAUCAACAACCCUCCUCUUUGGUUUUACUUGAACUGGAUGGUGCUCCUUGUGAAUUCCCUUCAAGCUGCUUUGUUGAAUUUGUGGCAAGCCCAUCGAUAAAUGGGACAGUUCACCCCAUAGACUGA